This is a messenger RNA of Erinaceus europaeus (western European hedgehog), 2779 nucleotides long. RefSeq names its product F-box and leucine rich repeat protein 7 (gene FBXL7). Gene Ontology annotation, cellular component: SCF ubiquitin ligase complex. The coding region runs from base 506 to 2038 and encodes 510 amino acids. Gene Ontology annotation, molecular function: protein binding. NCBI's taxonomy places the organism in Eukaryota, Metazoa, Chordata, Mammalia, Eulipotyphla, Erinaceidae. The record is from RefSeq and is a predicted model, not a curated record. The transcript has 5 exons. Gene Ontology annotation, biological process: SCF-dependent proteasomal ubiquitin-dependent protein catabolic process.
CGCUCACAAAAGUGCAGCCGGCCGGGGUGCCCGGGUGCCCGGGUGCGAGCUGCUCCGGGGCGCCCGCAACAAGUGGCUGGGUCGGGACGCAGGGGUGCAGGGGGUGCACGGGGUGCAAAGGUGCAGGAGGGCGGGGGGGACGAGAGCGCAGGCGGCCAGGCGGGCGCAUGGGGACCCCGCGGCGGCGGGGGCGGUGGCGGCGGGCUGGGGGUGGCCCUGGGGUGCCGGGUCUCUGCGCUCUGGGUGCUGCGCCCCUCGCCUGCCUGUGAUCGCACCGGGACCCCGCCCUGCGCACCCCUGGGUGCACCGUGCCCGCUGCACCGCCGCCUCCCCGACCGCCGGGGCUGCACCCCCCCCCCCCCCGUCUCCCCGCCAAGUCGCAGCCCCCGCCGGUGCCCCGAGUCCUUGGGGGCUGCGCAGUUGAGCGCCCUGCCUGGCGCGCUUUCCCUGGACGCGCACCCCACGAUGGAGGGAUCCCGGCGCGGGCGGGCGUGACGGCGGCGCGAUGGGCGCGAACAAUGGCAAACAGUGCGGCAGUGAGGGCAAAGGCAGCUCCAGCAUCUCAUCCGACGUGAGUUCAAGUACAGAUCACACGCCAACUCAAGCCCAGAAGAAUGUGGCGACCAGUGAAGGUGGAGGAGAAGGCUUGAACCUGGGUCCUUGUGCACUGUCAUACUCCGACCUGAGCAUGCGCACGCUGAGCACACCCAGCCCCGCUCUCAUCUGCCCGCCCAGCCUGAUCCCGACAGCCUUCCAGAAUGGCCGGGGCUCGUCCACCUCGUCGUCGUCCAUCACCGGGGAGACCGUGGCGCUCGUGCACUCGCCGCCGCCCUCCGCCCGCCUACUACCGCCGCCCACGCUGAGCGGCCUGGGCCCUCGGGGCUGCCCGGAGCCCCCCGGCAUCGAGCGGCUGCCCGACCCCUGCCUGGUGCGCAUCUUCUCCUUCCUGCCCACCAACCAGCUGUGCCGCUGCGCGCGCGUGGGCCGCCGCUGGUACCACCUGGCCUGGGACCCGCGCCUCUGGAGGACCAUCCGCCUUGCGGGGGACACGGUGCACGUGGACCGUGCGCUGCGGGUGCUCACCCGCCGCCUGUGCCAGGACACCCCCAACGUGUGCCUGCUGCUGGAGGCCGUGGUGCUCAGCGGCUGCCGGCGCCUCACGGACCGCGGGCUCUACACCAUCGCGCAGUGCUGCCCCGAGCUGCGCAGGCUGGAGGUGGCCGGCUGCUACAACGUCUCCAACGAGGCCAUCUUCGACGUCGUGUCCCUCUGUCCCAACCUGGAGCACCUGGACGUCUCAGGCUGCUCCAAGGUCACCUGCAUCAGCCUGACCCGCGAGGCCUCCAUCAAACUGUCCCCCCUGCAUGGCAAACAGAUCUCCAUCCGCUACCUGGACAUGACAGACUGCUUCGUGCUGGAGGACGAGGGCCUGCACACCAUCGCCGCACACUGCACGCAGCUCACCCACCUAUACCUGCGGCGCUGCGUGCGCCUGACGGACGAGGGCCUGCGCUACCUGGUCAUCUACUGCGGUGCCCUGCGGGAGCUGAGCGUGAGCGACUGCCGCUGCGUGAGCGACUUCGGCCUGCGGGAGAUCGCCAAGCUGGAGGGCCGCCUGCGCUACCUGAGCAUCGCGCACUGCGGCCGGGUCACCGACGUGGGGCUGCGCUACGUGGCCAAAUACUGCGCCAAGCUGCGCUACCUGAACGCGCGGGGCUGCGAGGGCAUCACGGACCACGGCCUGGAGUACCUGGCCAAGAGCUGCGCCAAGCUCAAGUCUCUGGACAUCGGCAAAUGCCCCCUGGUAUCCGACGCCGGCCUCGAGUGCCUGGCCCUCAACUGCUUCAACCUCAAGAGGCUCAGCCUCAAGUCGUGCGAGAGCAUCAGCGGCCAGGGCCUGCAGGUGGUGGCCGCCAACUGCUUCGACCUGCAGAUGCUCAACGUGCAGGACUGCGACGUGUCGGUGGAGGCCCUGCGCUUCGUCAAGCGCCACUGUCGGCGCUGUGUCAUCGAGCACACCAACCCCGCCUUCUGCUGAGCUGGGGCCCACCGGGGCCUGGCCUUCGGGUGCCAACGCCGCAGAGGGGUCCUGCUUCCCUUGUGUUUAUUUUCCCUUUGCGUCUCUGAAAAGCAGCCUCUCCAAACUGCUCUUGUCUUCCAGGAAUGAUAUUGGAAGCUCUUCCCCACAAUUUUUUUUUUUUUCUGAUCAGAAAUUUUAAAAAGAGGGAGUGGAGGAAGGGGGAGACAGAUUCAACUUUUUUUCCUUUCCUUUCCUUUCCUUUUUUUUUUUUCCAUUGGGUCUUUGAAAGCGGUCACUGAUAAUCACUUUUGUCUUAUAGGAACGAUGCAGCUUGGAAAGUCUUCCCCAAUUUUUUUAUUAUUAUUAUUUUUGCUGAUCAGCAGAAAUCAAAGAAAAAGGGGGGGAUGGUGGCAGGGGUUGGGCAGACAGAUUUCUAGGACAAAAAGUUUCUGUGUUUCUGUUUAUGCAACCUACGUAGACUGCCUGCACACACACACACGGUGGCUCAGUCUCCUCGGGAGGGUCUUGCAAGCUAAUCUUGUUUUUUUUGUACUAAUUUCCUAUAAGUGACAGAAGUCAAGGGGAAGAAGGGGGGAGGGGACAAAAUUGUAUGGCAGUCAAAAAAAAUUUUUUUGACUAUUCUAUGGAGGUACCCACACCUAUUCACUACCAUUUCUGUUUUCCUGGAAGGUUCCAGCUUUUAUCUUACUUUUCUUGAGUUCCUAUGACAAAAAAAAAAAAAAAAACAAGGGAAAGAAA